This is a messenger RNA of Salvia miltiorrhiza (redroot sage), 1364 nucleotides long. RefSeq names its product GDSL esterase/lipase At5g45920-like. The record is from RefSeq and is a predicted model, not a curated record. The transcript is spliced from 5 exons. Gene Ontology annotation, molecular function: hydrolase activity, acting on ester bonds. NCBI's taxonomy places the organism in Eukaryota, Viridiplantae, Streptophyta, Magnoliopsida, Lamiales, Lamiaceae. The coding region runs from base 414 to 1121 and encodes 235 amino acids.
GGAGGAAGCACAUUUGUCAACCAUUUUAUUAAAAUUAGUAUGUAUUUCACAUAACACACAUGACACAUCCAAUGUUGCAUUCACCCUGUCUAAAUAAACCUACCACAUCAAACAGAUCUCUAAAAUCGAACCUCUCCAUUUUAUAAAAUAAAAAAAGUCCAAAUUUGCCGUCUUUGGCCCAUCAACGAUUAAUUAACUCUUACACCUUUGUCUUCACAAAAUCCAGCCUUUUUGCAUCACCACCACCUGUUCAGCUGUUCUGUACCUUAAUAAACUUUCCGAAACUGCCGAAAACGUUUUCUUCUUCUUCUGCUCCUUCAUCUAGCUUUUGUUUUUUCUUUCUAAGUUUACUUUGAAGAUAUUAGUAUUAGUGUACGAUUCAUUGAAAUUAACAACAGUAGAGAGUGGGAGAAAUGAGGCCCAAACUUUAUCUGUUCGGCGACUCAAUCACUGAGAUGUCGUUCGGCGACGGCGGAUGGGGUGCUUCUCUCGCAAAUCACUUCGCGCGCCAGGCGGAUGUGGUGUUGAGAGGGUAUAGCGGUUACAACACCAGAUGGGCUCUCAAGGUCAUCCAGAAAGUCUUUCCGGCGACCGGCGAAGCUCCGCUCGCGGUCACGGUGUUCUUCGGCGCCAAUGACGCAGCGCUACCGGACAGAUACGGCGGUUUUCAGCACGUGCCGCUUGAUGAGUACAAGCAGAAUCUUCUCGCCAUUGUUGCCUUUUUCAAGAAGCAAUGGCCAUCCACGCGCAUCAUCCUCAUCACACCUCCUCCAAUCGAUGAAGAUGCACGUCUCCUAAAUCCUUAUGCCAACAACCCUUCCGGGCUUCCCGAGAGGACAAAUGAGGUAGCUGGUCGAUAUGCCAAACACUGCCUCGACGUAGCAGCUGAAUGUGGGCUUCCAGCUAUCCCUCUCUACGACAAAAUGCAGCAACGUCCUGACUGGAAAAAGGCUCUUUUGAGUGAUGGCCUGCAUCUCACUCAGAAAGGCAAUAAGUUUGUAUUUGAGGAAGUGAUUAAUCUACUUGCUGAAGAACAAGUAAGCCUGGAGACGCUGCCAGCAGAUUUCCCGCUCUUUUCUGAGAUCGACCCGAACGAUCCACUCAAGCUGUUUGCGAACUAAACGGAGGAGGACGACGACCUUUUGCUCAAGCUUUCAGUUCACAAUAUGUGGAAAGCGCAGCGGAUUGGAAAUAAUAUAGCUCUAUACCAUACUAAACCAACACCACCUGGAUCGAAAAGCAUGCUUAUAUGUGUUCGAUCUUCUUCUCUUCUCCCUCUUGUAGACUUUAAGAUGGUGUGUGUAAUCUAUCAGUAGUAUAAGUUGCUGCAUUAUAAUAUAAUCCCUUGAUCAUAAUUUAGCAAA